Lineus longissimus is the source of this 3683-nucleotide messenger RNA. Its product is annotated as coiled-coil domain-containing protein 146-like. The coding region runs from base 146 to 3016 and encodes 956 amino acids. The transcript has 16 exons. Gene Ontology annotation, cellular component: cytoskeleton. The record is from RefSeq and is a predicted model, not a curated record. Lineage: Eukaryota; Metazoa; Nemertea; Pilidiophora; Heteronemertea; Lineidae.
GCCGAAAAACAACAUGGCGGCCAGAAAUCAAAACAAGCACCUGCUGGCCUAGUUUCUUUAUAAAAUUCUACUUUCUCAACAACUGAUUUUAAUUUUACACCAGUAAACUAUCUGGAUUCCUCAGUGGUGUUUUCCUGUGUGCACCAUGAGUGACACAGAAAGUGAGCAAGAGUCCGAUGGGAGGACGCCAUCUCCGUCUGCAGACUAUCAACCUGCAAUCGCUGCCAAACCUCCAAAGGUUCUCCUGCAGGAAGAGAGUCAGUUUGAAGUCUCGGCCAGUCCAGCAUUCCAGUGUCUUGAUGAUUUGUUUCAAGAGGGGAAGAUCACUGGAACUCGAGUGGCGAUGCUCAAGGCAAAGUACACAGAACUUCAUGAGACGUUAAAGAGCACAAGAGACAAUGAGACCCAGCUCCUCCAACAAGCAAAACAGUUCUCCUCCGAGAUGGAUGCCCAAAGAGGCGAGCUGGAAAAAGCUGAUAACUUUCCUGACUCCUCCAAUACUGAGGUCUCCAAACUUCGUGAACAACUCCUGAAACACAACAAUGAGCUUGCCCAGUCUGAGGAGAGGCAGUACCAGUUAGAGUACACCAUUGAAUGCCUAAAAGAAGAGAAGAAACUUAUCGACCGAGAAUAUUCACGCAUGCCGAAAGCUGGGGAGGUAGAGAAAAAAAUUCAAGAGCUUCAGGUUGCCACUAACGAUUUGAAAAAGGAGAUCGCCCAGAGACAGCAGGAGGCGAAAAAUCUGCGAGAGGAUGUUGAGAUUCGAAAUCGGCAGGUUGCCAACGACAACAAGGAAUAUGAGAAAGAAGUGGAGGAAAUGGAAAAGUUGAAGGGAGAAUUAGUUGGUGUGAAUUCCCUUCCAAACCAAAUAGCGAAAGAAGCUGAUAAACUACAGAGACAGAAAAAUGAAAUUGAUCGGCAGAGAAAGGUACUCGAUAUGCAGUUCAAAGACCUGACAGAACAGCUCAAGAAUUUAGAGAGCCGGCGCCAGCUCUUGGACGGUGAGAAAUGUGACACCGAGCGUGAUCUUGAUCGCACGAGAGCGACUGUUGAACACAAAGAACGAGAAUUUGAUGACCUCAUGAAACUUUUCGAAUUCGCCAAGGAGAGGGAGUCUGUUUUGAUGGGCGACAGGGCCACACUUGAUGUGAGUCUUCGCCACAUCUUCAUCGAGAAGAAAAAUCUUCACGAGCUUCACUCGAGGAAAGUGAGGGAGAAAGACCGAGAUGUGAGGAAUCUGAAGAAGGCUGAGCUCCAACUGAGGGUGGCCACAGAAGCACUGGCACACACCAAGUCUGUACAUGAAAAAGUCAAGGGUCAGGUCGACUCCCAGCCCAAGGAUGAUGGGACGUUGUUCGAGAAAAGAAAGGACCUCCAGAAAGAGGUGGAUCAAACAAAGAGAGCAUUGGCUCAACAGAACUCACUAACUGCAGUUGAGCAAGUAAAAGUUGAACAGAGUAUAGCUGAAGAAGAGCGCCUCCUAUACGAGCAGAGCGAUCUUAGAAUUGAGGUGGUCGAGUUGACGCGUCUGGCAGCCAUCAAGGCAGAUGAACGAGAACAGAAGGCACGAGAUUUCAUGAGGGCAGAGAUGAGGUUCCAUCGCGCGGUCGAGGAUUUGAAAACAAAGAAGUUACAGAUACAAGAUCACCAGAAGAAAUAUCAAGAGAUGUUGAUGAAGUUGAAGGAGUUUGCCAAGUUGUAUGAUGUCAUCAAGAACGAGCGUAACAAGUGCGUCAACCUGAUUCAGACGAGUACCCAGAAGGCCGCAGAGAUGAGGGAGAAAAUCAAGAUCCUACAGAACGAGAUUGAGAUCCUUAGGACUGCUGUCACACAGAAAGAGAGGCAACUCCAGAAACAGAGAUUAAAACACGUCAACAGUAUCGUCUUGAGAGACAGCUUACGAAAUGAGGUGGCCAAACAACAAAGAAUUGAGGAAGAAAUGAAAGAGAAACGAGAACAGCUUCGAAUGGACAUCGCCAAGUUGAACUUGAUGAUCAACCAGGCUGAGGAACACAUGGUGCAGCUGAGGAAGAGAUAUGAGACAGCCGUGCAGCACCGGAACGACCGCGGGAUUCAGCUGAUUGAGAGGAACGAGGAAGUGUGUAUCUUCUAUGAGAAAGUGAAUAUCCAGGACCAAAUGAUCAGAAAUGGUGAUGUUGAGAUGCAGGCGCGUGAGGAGGAAAUCCGCUUCCUGAGGAUGCAAGUAGCAGAAGAAGACAGGAGCAAACACCUCUUGUGGAAACAACUGCCACAGAAACGUAACUUAGAGUCUGAGCUGGUGACGUUACAGAUCCAGUUGUCGCAGUGUCAGGAUCUCAUGCUUGAACUUGAGAAGCAGUUGGAGAAUCCUAAUGAUACGGAGCGUGUCCGCAACUUGAAGGGGAAAGACCCAGAGCCAGCGGAGAUGCAGAAAAAGAUCGAAGAGCUUGAGGUGCGACUUGCGGAGAAGGAGGAACAGUUAUUGGAGAAAGACCUGAUCUUUGAGCAGGUGACCAGGCUGGCAGACAGAGUGAAGAAGAAAUCGGACUCUGGGAAGGAUGAUACACUCAGUCUGGCCAAGAAGGUGAAUGAAUUACAAGCGCGGAUCAAGGAUGUGACCAGGAAGAUGAUGUCGUACGUCUCGGAGCUUUCCAUGAAACAAGCGGAGGCGUUGAGACAACAACAAGAGGUGAAGGAGAAGGAAGCAGACAUUGAGCAGGCGUACAUCAGGAUGGAGAAAGGAGAGCCACCUAGUGAGGAGAUUGAGUUGGAUUGGUUCAAGAUGCUGCAGCGUGAGGAGAGACGAGCCAGAGAGAUGGAACAGAUGAGAAUGACCGAAGAGGAGGAAGAGCAAUACCUUAUUGCCGGUGGUAUAACGACAACGGCUGAACCACGACCGAACGCUUACAUACCAGAUGAUGAGACUGAGCUGCCAAUCCCACGGCCGUAUGGUUCACAUGCGCCAUUCAAACCAACAGAAGCUGGAUCCACCAUGCGACAUGUCAGGAAACCGAUACCGAAACCUAUUGAAAUAUAGACAUUGAGGUUUGAGGGGGAUUGUGGGAAGUUCUCCUCGAGGCCGUUUUAGUUGUUGAUAGACAUGGCUAUACUCCAUGCCUUUAUGAUACUAUGCCUCAUUGCAUGGUUCAAGUCUGGAGAAUUCAAGGCAUGUUCCAGGUAUCAAGUUCACGAGUUGAUAAUUUUGUAUGAUAUGUUCCGUCCAUUCUGUUUUUCAGAUGUGAUAUUCCUUGAAUCAUUCCACAGUCAGUGGUGACCAACUAAUAUGGUCAUUUUCCGUCCAUGUUUACUACAUGUAGUAGAUUGACUCAGUUCAUUAAAUUCAAACCAGCGGACCCCAUUUUUAUGUUGAUUUUAAAGUGAGGGUGGCUGUUUCGAGUUUCAAUGUUGAUUAAUGUCUCUGUGAUAUAAGUAAGUAAUUUUUUUUUUUGAUAUGCCAAUUACAUGAUUUACAAAUUGAAGUAUAGAGGGUGGAUCAAUGUGAAUUAUACAGCCCAUUUUUUGGCCUUCAAAUAUGUGGGGCAAGGACCCACUACCAGAGUUGGCAAUAUUCACAUCACCACAGACAUGAAAACUCGGCUCCAUGCUUGAUCCACCCUGAAGUGUUAAUAAACCAAAUCCUGUACAGCCUCCGAAAUAGACAGAUUUUUAUUCAAUUUCUUAAAUAAUAAACUGUAUAUAAAUGA